Molecule: messenger RNA, 1203 nt
Organism: Monoraphidium neglectum
Lineage: Eukaryota; Viridiplantae; Chlorophyta; Chlorophyceae; Sphaeropleales; Selenastraceae
Exons: 12
Coding region: 1-1203 (400 amino acids)
Source: RefSeq, a predicted model, not a curated record
AUGCGCUUCUCCACGGUCGCCUGUGUGGCGCUGCUGGCGCUCUGCGCGACGGCCCAUGUCGCGAGUGCUGAUGGGGGUGGUGGCAACAUCCUGUCAGGCAACACCAUCAACCAGGAGGCCGUCGCCAUCAACAAGGACCUCAACGCCGUGGUGGUGAACGCCGGCAAGAACGGCAAGGGUGUGGCCGAAGUGAAUGCAGCCAACGUCAUCAGCCAGAACGCCCGCAUUGGCCGCCACCUGCUGAACGGCGGCAAUGGGUUGCACGUUCGUGUUGGCAGGCCCGCCAAGGGUGGCAACAUCCUGUCUGGCAACACCGUCAGCCAGGACGCUAUCGCCAUCAAUGACAACCUCAACUCGGUGGUGGUGAACGCUGGCAAGAACGGCAGGGGUGUGGCCAAAGUGAACGCAGCCAACGUCGUCAGCCAGGACAUUAACGUUGGCCGCCACCUGCUGGACGGUGGUCACGGCCUUCGUGGCAGGCCGGCCAAGGGUGGCAACAUCCUGUCAGGCAACACCAUCAACCAGGAGGCUGUCGCCAUCAACGACAACAUCAACGCUGCGGUGGUGAACGCCGGCAAGAACGGCAGGGGUGUGGCCAAAGUGAACGUAGCCAACGUCAUCAGCCAGGACGCCAGCAUUGGCCGCCACCUGCUGGAUGGCGGGCACGGCCUUCGUGUUGGCAGGCCUGCCAAGGGUGGCAACAUCCUGUCUGGCAACACCGUCAGCCAGGACGCUAUCGCCAUCAACAAGGACCUCAACUCGGUGGUGGUGAACGCUGGCAAGAACGGCAGGGGUGUGGCCAAAGUGAACGCAGCCAACGUCGUCAGCCAGGACAUUAACGUUGGCCGCCACCUGCUGGACGGCGGUCACGGCCUUCGUGGCAGGCCGGCCAAGGGUGGCAACAUCCUGUCAGGCAACACCAUCAACCAGGAGGCCGUUGCCAUCAACAAGGACCUCAACGCCGUGGUGGUGAACGCCGGCAAGAACGGCAGGGGUAGGGCUGAGGUGAACGCAGCCAACGUCAUCAGCCAGGACGCCAGCAUUGGUGGCAACAUCCUGUCAGGCAACACCAUCAACCAGGAGGCCGUUGCCAUCAACAAGGACCUCAACGCCGUGGUGGUGAACGCCGGCAAGAACGGCAAGGGUGUGGCCGAAGUGAACGCAGCCAACGUCAUCAGCCAGAACGCCCGCAUUGGCCGCUGA